Glycine soja is the source of this 1844-nucleotide messenger RNA. RefSeq names its product putative UPF0481 protein At3g02645. Lineage: Eukaryota; Viridiplantae; Streptophyta; Magnoliopsida; Fabales; Fabaceae. Bases 87 to 1691 code for a protein of 534 amino acids. The transcript has a single exon. The record is from RefSeq and is a predicted model, not a curated record.
UAUAACCAAAACAAAUCAGUUGGGGACAAUCUAGCAUAUAUUACAUAAUAUAGCAUAUCCAUUAGGCAAAGCAAAACCCCACAUAUAUGGCCUCUCUAACAAUCUUCAAUUCAGAAUCUGAUGAAGACUCUUGGGUCAUCCAAAUCAACCAAUUGGUGAGUGAAACCAACCUCUCAAUCUUGAACAAAAUGCCUGUUUGCAUAUACCAAGUCCCUAAAUCAUUGAGUUGUGUCAAGCCAGAAGCCUUUUCUCCACAACUUAUAGCCAUUGGUCCAUAUAACCACUUUCGUCCUGAGCUCUAUUCCAUGGAAAGGUUAAAGAUUUCUUCUGCCAAAAGGGUCCUUGACCACUUCAACAAACAUGACCUAAAACAACUAGUUGAGCAACUCCACAACACAGGGCCAUUCAUACGUGCUUGUUACCACAAAUACUUGGACCUCAAGGAAGAUACCUUGCUAUACACAAUGACCCUUGAUGGUUUGUUUCUAUUGGAUUUCUUCCACAAUUAUCUGGAUGAGAAAGUAUCUAGUUCUUUCAUGACAGGAAUAGAAGAACAAAUUCGGAUAAGUAGUGUGAAGCUAACCAAGGAUGCCAUCAUAAGGGACAUGAUCAUGGUGGAGAACCAAAUUCCAACCUACAUGUUGUUGAGGAUCUUGGUGCUUCAAAGCUCCAAACCUAUUGAUUCAGUUCAAGAGUAUUUGGGUUCAAUGCUCUUGUCAUUCUGUGAAAAACACUCUCCACUCAAGUUAACUCACACCCCCACAUGUUCUGAAGCUGUCACCAAGCAUUAUCAUAUCUUGGAUCUCAUGUAUCAUUUGGUUGUCUCUGAACAUGAAAAACUAGAAACACCAACACCUGAGAGCGAAGGUAUGUGCAAACCCAAUAGCAAUUGCUCUAACACUCCUACAAGAAGCUCAAAAUCUGAAGGCAUAGUCACAUUCUUAAAUAAAGUUAAAGGUCUAUUAACAUGGACACUUGCCACGCUCAAAAGGCUAAAGGUCACGAACAUUCCUCUUCCACAACCCGUUAAACGACCCUUAGAUGCAAUACUCAACAUGCCAACAACUUUUCAAAAGUUUUCAUCAUCAGAAACACCUCCUUCUGAAACAGAAGCUCCUGCUGUGGUUGUUACCUUCCCUUCUGUGCGUGAGCUUCACUCAGUUGGUAUCCAUUUUCAACCCUCGAAAGGUGGCAUCACGACCAUUGAAUUCGACGAGAAAAAAGGCAUAUUUUACCUUCCUGUGCUGAAAUUGGAUGUCAACUCUGAAGUGAUAAUGAGAAACCUUGUGGCUCACGAGGCCUUGAGCAAACCAGAUUUUCUUAUCUUCACAAGGUACACAGAAUUGAUGAGGGGAAUCAUAGACACUGUGGAGGAUGUGAAGCUGCUCAAGAAUGAAGGGAUCCUAGAGUCAAGUAGCUCUCUCAGUGUGGAAGAGACUGAGGAGCUUUUCAAUGGAAUGAGCAAAUCUAUUGGACCUACCAAGACUGAGAAGUUGGAUGAGACCGUUAAAAAGGUUAACAAGUACUUCCGUGAUAAGCAGAAGGCCAAACCCUACAGGAUCUUAAACAAUUAUGUGUACUCUUCGUGGAGGUUCUUGACACUUCUUGCCACCUUUGUGCUCUUGGCCAUGACAAUUCUUCAGUCAUUUUGCUCUGUUUAUGAUUGUCCAAGUCAUUUUAGAAACAGAUAAUUUUUCAUACCAUUUUUAGAGAUUUAGGUUUAAAGAUUAAUUACUUAAUGUAUACUUUUAAGUGCAUAGAAAUUGGGAUGAAUUUGUUAAUAGCUAAAGUAGUAAAGUUAUAUGCUUAAGCCAUUACAUUUAUUAUAAUAUAUAAAAGCUAAC